GAGAGUUGUAAAGAUUAUCGUCAUUUCACCAUAACGAUUCCGAUGAAAACGAGAGCGUAUCAAAACAAAUCCCGCGGUUAGUAGCAGUUUGUUUAUUUAAUUCCGUACAUAUCGUGGGCUACAUUGCUAAUUAGUUAUUUCAUUAAAAUCAUUCAAGUUUGUAGUGCUAUACAGUGCAGUUGCUAAAAAAUAAAAAUUCACUUUGUUUUUCAACACGAUUUAAAACGAGAUUAAAAUUUUAUUAACCUUACGGCAAUUCUUGGUUUGACAUUUAAGGAACAAAAUUAUCAAACUCGACGGUUUAACAUCGUCUUUUGGAAGCAGAUAAUGAGGCAUUUCUCUUAUUUUUGUAUUGGUGUAUUCCUAUGCAUUGUAAGGCUUACGAAAACUCAUUAUACUCAACAAUGGGCUGUGCAUAUCGAAGGUGGAUCCGACGUAGCUGACGCGGUAGCUAGAGAUCACGGUUUCGUUAAUCAUGGAUUGAUAUUUAAAGAUCAUUAUCACUUUUCCCAUAAUGGCGUAGCUAAGAGGUCGUUAAAUCCUAGUGUAGAAACAAAAAUUAAACUUGCAGUAGAUACUAGAGUUAGUUGGGCUCAACAACAAACAGCUAAAAGGAGAGUUAAAAGAGACUUUAAAGUUCAAGACAGUGAUCCAAAAUGGCCGUUCAUGUGGUAUCUGAAUCGAGGAGGAGGUUUGGAUAUGAAUGUAAUACCAGCUUGGAUGGAAGGUAUUACGGGGAAAGGCGCCGUAGUAACGAUUUUAGAUGAUGGUUUGGAGAAGGAUCACCCGGAUCUUCUUCAGAAUUAUGACCCGAUGGCAUCUUAUGAUGUAAACGGGCAAGAUUCAGAUCCAAGUCCUCGUUACGAUAUGAUAGAUUCCAAUAGGCAUGGAACUAGGUGCGCAGGCGAAGUCGCAGCGACAAGUAACAACUCUGUAUGUGCUUUGGGAGUAGCACAUGGGGCCCAAGUAGGGGGAGUGAGGAUGUUGGAUGGUGAAGUAACGGAUGCCGUUGAAGCAAGAUCUCUUAGUUUGAAUCCACAUCAUAUCGAUAUAUACAGUGCUUCUUGGGGACCUGACGAUGACGGAAAAACUGUUGACGGACCUGGGGAAUUAGCUACAAGAGCUUUUAUUGAAGGAGUUACAAAGGGACGAAAUGGGAAAGGUUCCAUCUUCAUUUGGGCUUCUGGUAAUGGUGGUAGAGAUCAUGAUAAUUGCAAUUGUGAUGGUUAUACUAACUCCAUAUACAGUUUGUCAAUUUCAAGCGUUACAGAAAACGGUCAUGUUCCUUGGUAUAGUGAAGCCUGUAGCUCAACUCUUGCUUCAACUUAUAGUAGUGGAGCUUUAGGUGAAAAGCAAGUAGUAACUACAGAUCUGAGGCAUUCUUGUACUAGCAGCCAUACCGGCACUAGCGCUUCUGCACCAUUAGCAGCUGGAAUAUGUGCUUUGGCAUUAGAAGCAAAUCCAAAUUUAACUUGGAGAGACAUGCAGCAUAUUGUAGUAAGAACAGCUCGGCCUCAAAAUCUUAUCGCUACUGAUUGGAGAGUGAACGGAGUUGGCAGGCACGUGUCUCAUAGUUUCGGUUACGGUUUGAUGGAUGCUUAUGCGAUGGUACAAAUGGCUAGAAACUGGACCACAGUUCCCGAACAACAUAAAUGCGAAGUAACUUCUUCGCAGGUUCCAAAAAUGAUACCAGCUAGAAGUAUGGUGGUGCUUCAACUUCAAGUGAAUGAAUGUGCUGGUGUUGAGGUUCUCGAACACGUCCAAGCAAAAUUAACAAUUGAUUCGCAACGAAGGGGUGAUUUAAAUAUCCAUUUAACAUCACCUGCUGGUACCAAAGUUGAUUUGUUAGCUCACAGACCUCAUGAUAAUUCCAGAGCAGGAUUCAGCGAGUGGCCUUUCAUGUCAGUGCACUCCUGGGGUGAAUCACCUAUCGGUUCCUGGCAACUCGAGAUCCAUAAUGAUGGAAGGAUGCUGGGACGAGCCUCUCUGCAAAAUUGGAACCUCGUUCUAUACGGAACGAGAUAUUUCUCUCGCAGUUUUUCUAAUAAUAUCGAAAAGUCGAAUAAUAAACACAGAAACGGAACAAUAAAACGUAAAAAUAAAAAGCACAAAAACAAGAACUUGAAAAAAUCUUACCUAACAACAAAACCAUCAGUUAAUGUUAAAUCAGUAGUGAAAGUGACAACAUCAGCAAACAGUACUCUUCAAAACAAUAACAAAAAUAAAAAAACUUCGGUGACAGGUGCUGAUGUCUCGCCUUAUUUCUACGCGGCAUCAAAUUACAAUAAUAACAAAGUUAGGUUAAAUCAGAACAGUGUCAAGCAAUACUUGAAAUUCGUGAAAAACAUCACAAUAACUUACCCUGUUAUGAUUCCAGCGAGGAACGUUAUAAAAAAUUAUAAUAAUCCGAAAAAAACGCAGAAGUUGAAAGAAAAAAGUCGAGAUAUUAAUUCAAAUCAUAAUUUAAAGCUAGUUGUUGCGAAAACAACCGAAAUUCCUGCUACCACGAAAACGUCUUUAACCACGCGCAAGGAUAGCUCCGGUAAAGUCCAUUAUUGGCAGCUAACACUUUAUGGAACUGAAACUGCUCCUUUGGCUGAUAAUAUUCCAUCAAAGGAAGGCUCAAACACAAUCCCUAAUAAGGUGAACGAAGAGGUACUUUUUAAUACAAUUUAUGAUUCUGCGUCCAACUGGGAAAGUGGAGCCGAGAACCGAAAGGAUGUUUUAGAAGUCGAAGAAAAAGAAACGUCAGGUUGUUCCAAAUCAAAAGGAAAUUUAUGUUUAGAUUGCUUUCAAAAUUUCAUUCUAUAUAAAGGAUUUUGCAUAAAACUAUGCCCAAGAAAAUUCUACAACAACCUCUUAGAGAUGGAUACUCCUGAACAAAUAAAAUCACUGUUAAAGAACCAAACUUGCUCUCCGUGCCAUUACACCUGUCUCUCCUGUAAAGGUUCUUUAGAUUCUGAUUGUACUGAAUGUUAUAACGACGCAGAAAUCGUUAUACCCUCGACGACAGAAUCUUACUGUUAUCCCGUUGGAAUAGUUUCAGAAGUACUAUCUGAAAAAUGGUAUCAUCGUGUGUUUACUAUGAUGUACGUUUUAAUUAUCCUCGCUAUCAUACCUACCUUGCUCUACCUUUGGAUAAGAAAGAGAAGAAACGAUAAUAAGAAGAAAUUAAAUUACCUAAUAGCACAAAAUAUCGAAAGGGAGAACAUCAAGACAACUGCAUAUAGUGAUGACAGGCCUUAGGAGUGAACAUUAACACACUUUGGAAACAUCAAAUUGAUUGUGAUAAAUUAUAUUAAAUAGAUCAUGCUCAAUAAUUAUGAAAAAUCUCAAGAUUUGGGAACAUCGUUCUUAAAAAUUAUAAUAUAGGCAAAAAUUUUCGUUUAAUCUUGAAAUAAAUACUUGUAAUUCAUUUUAAUUUAACAAUUCGUUGUUUUACUUGACAUAUUUCAUAAUUUCUGUCAAUAUAUAUAUAUAUAUAUAUAUAUAUAUAUAUAUAUAUAUAUAUAUAUGCAACAUAUCAAAUUAUUGAAAUAAAAACACAAAUAUAGUAUUUUAAACAAAAAUUCCGUUGCAGGUCAACAAUAUUUCCCAUUAAUUUUAUACAAUUAAGUAAAUUAUUUCUCCUAACAUAAAUAAAAUAAAACAUUCCUAUGCUUUUCUAACGAUUAGACAAUAUUGCUAUGUCGUGAGGAUAUAGUAACUGUAAGUUAAUUCGCCCACGCCAAACCAAUGUUGCAAAAAGUACCCCUUCAUUAUUUUGAGCCAUAAAUAUCGAUAAAUUUUAGGUUUUUUGUUUUUUUGUUAUUAUGAGCACUUGAAACAAAAAUUUUUCAAUUAUUUGACACUUAAAUUUAAGGUGGACAAAAAAGUUGUAAUCGUCCACAGGAUAUACAAUGAUUUCAACAAGUCAUCAAUUCAAUUUACUAACAAAGGCUUUAAAGUAAAUUAUCCAUAAGUCACAUAUUAUCAAAUUAUUUUAAUGAAUUGUAAUCCGUAUAACUGAGGGCCGCAUAAUCGCGUUUCUACUGUAUUUUAUAUAACUACCGUACUUUAAGAAAAAUAAACAUCUACCAAUUCAAAUUAUAGUGCAAAAUAAGUGGUUUUCUUUGGGCAAAUUAGCAUCUCGUCUAUGUAAUCAAAAGUGUGUAAACGUCGAUAUAGGCAACCUCUAAAUCACCUGAAAUUAAUUCCUGCUUUUAUAAGCAAAAUUUUUCUCUGUUAGAUUUAAUUAACGAUAAGUUUAAAAAAAAAUAAUAUGCUUGCUUCACUGAUUCACUUUGUUUUUAUUAUCUUUCAUACAAGAAGAUCUUUCUCAAUAAUAUUAUAAAGGAUAUUUGAUUUUUAUAUUUUGGGUGGGUAUUUGAUAUGUUUGUCCACUUUUUACUUUAUUCUUCAAAUUAUUCAACUUCUGGAUAUCAUAUGAUAGAUUUUACUGCAUCUUUUUUUUAAUAUACGAGAGGUUCGUUCACUAGUUUAUUUUUUAUAUUAAUUUCAUCACUACUAUUACCAGUUUAUUUUUCAAGUGUUUGAUUGGUUGCCUAUUAGAAAUAGAGCAUCUUUUGAAUGAACUGACUAUAUCCAUAAAAAUAUUUCACGACUGGCAGGGUUAGAGUGAUAAUAAAUUGAAUUCUAGUGCCUUUAUUUACAAAUAUAAACAGGCAUUUUACUGGUUUUGUAUUAUUAGUAUAGAAUUUUAUUAUUCUUAAACCCAAUAUUUUUUUAUGUCCCCUACACUGAAUUGAAUAUAUUUAAUUUCUUGUUUAAAAAUUAUGUAUGGCAAGUUUUUUCAAAUAACUAGCUGUUAGGUAAGAGCAGGAUCUGUGAUUUUAUGCCAAAAUAUAUUUUUAAACUACAUUUCCUUAGAAAUAAUUUUAAUUUAAAUAUGUUUUACUUAUACGGAAACUGCUCUUGAAAUUAAAUUUUAUAUAUUUAAUUUUUUUAUUUUUAAUGACUGAACAACAGGGCAUGCGUUUUAAUUAUAGUUUUUUCAUUAUUAAUGUACAAUUUCUCUACCCCUACAUAUUUUACUAUCACCACACCUACAUAUUUGGGCGAUUUGCAAGGAUUCAAGAGUCAAGACAUGUACAGUUACUAUAAAAAAUUGGAUACUUUAUAUUUUUGGACACAUUUUUAGAUAAAUUAUUUUUUAUAAUAAAUUCCGCACUUGUUUUUCGCUAGGUGCCAUACAUAUAAACAUAAUAAAAAUUAUGUUGGGGUACCGAACAUUUAUAUUGAUUCCAACACUGUGUAUUCUGUACUUAUUUAUAAAACUUCCACAUUCGCAAAUAAAGUUCUAUUGUACUCAAUACCUGUGCAUGGUGAUUUUCUUCUACUUUAAAAGUUGCUAUUAUAUACAGUAAUAUUCAAAAAUCUACUCUUUAUCGUGUAACAAUUAUACAUAAACAUAUUUGGGAACUGAAUAUUAAGAGUUAUGAACUCCCCUACUAGUAAUGAUACUAAUCUUGUUUUUGUUUAUUCAUACUGAAAAUUUAAUAUUAAUUACAGAUUGAAGAAUCGAAUGUAAUAAUUUUUUAAAGUGAGUUCCAUUUACUUUCUUACAGUGUAGUAUCCUAUUCUGGAACUCUUGUAGUUUUUUUUUUCAAAUGUAUCCAUGGAAACAGCCCUACAUCCUAUAAAAAUACGUUUAAAACAUCAAUAUUUCUAGGUUUAAUUUCAUGAACCUUCGAUAUGAGACACCCAAAAGACAGAUGAUUGAGUUGGUCAUUCCAUGAAACCUCGUUCUCCAAUCCUUCUAUCAAACUAUCCCUCAUAUGAAGACAGUACUACUGCAACUUAUGGUGUGGAAUAGCACUAUCCUGUUGUAAUAUUACUUCCAGCUUAUCGAAAGCUUAAGGUUUCAUGGCUCUCGUACAUUUUGCAUACUCUCCAGAUGAAUGUCACCAAAUAAUUUAGUAUUUACAAAAUCAGGAACCGGUCCCAACAUUGACCUUCUCAGAAAACUUAGUAUGUGAGGAUUUGAAUCACUUCCAUACCUCACAUUCUAUGCAUUUACGUAUCCAUUUAGAUAAAAAUUACUGUCACUAAAACAAAUGAUUGCUAUUGGUUGAUUUUCGUGUCUAUAUUUUCACAAAAUUACAAUUACAACUUUAGUACUUGAAGAAGGAUGUUACUUCUGUUAAUAUAUCGAUAAAAAAUUUAUUAUUUCACAAGUAUUCAUAGGCAAAGUUUCAAUUUUAAUAUCAACUGAUUACAUUUAUCAUAACAUUGCAUUUUAUAAAAUUCAAUUAUCAAAAUAUUCCAUUUAAAAUUAUUAUUCUCAAUAAAAUUGUGACAAAUACAUAAUUAUUAUCACUAGUACUACCCUUAAUAUUCAGUUUCCAUAUUUAGUUAGUUUAUGAUAGAUAAGAGGAGGAUGUGACAUUUGAAUAACACUGUAUACAAAUUUUUAGUUGCUGCUGUACCCUAUGUAACAUCUUUGAACACCGUGCACGUUAUUUUACUUUUAUUAGACUUUAUUUAUGUUUUUAGUCGGUUUUUUUUUCUACAUAAUAAAUCGAUGGCUACAAAACUGUUUUUUUAUAAAAAAGUUUGUUUCUAUGGACCAUUGAGAUGGCUACAAAUGCUGAACAACAUAAAUAUAAUUAUAUUUUUUCUUAUUUUGAGCCGCAAAUUCUAUUUUGAAAAUAAAACGCUCUGGAAUUGCUGGUCUACGUUAGUAAUGAAGGUUAUAUGUGAAAUAUUAAUAUAUUUUUAAAAUCACUUAAUCAAAUUAUAGUAAUAUUACUAGUUUUAAUUACAGUGCCUCAAUAUUAUUGUUAUCAAAACUAUCUUAACUGUUAGUAAUAAAUAAAUUUAAAUUAAUGAAA
This is a messenger RNA of Diorhabda carinulata, 6833 nucleotides long. RefSeq names its product furin-like protease 1. Gene Ontology annotation, molecular function: serine-type endopeptidase activity. Bases 328 to 3246 code for a protein of 972 amino acids. The record is from RefSeq and is a predicted model, not a curated record. Gene Ontology annotation, biological process: peptide hormone processing. The transcript has 12 exons. NCBI's taxonomy places the organism in Eukaryota, Metazoa, Arthropoda, Insecta, Coleoptera, Chrysomelidae. Gene Ontology annotation, cellular component: trans-Golgi network; Golgi membrane.